GCAAGCCUGGCAAUCGCCACCAGUUCGCUUCAAACUCUUUACCGAGAAGAUGUGACGGGAAUGGUAGUCCGCCACAGUGAAACAGUUCUUCACACUAUGUAGUAUACAGGUGACACUACUCUGAUAGCAGUCGUCUAGUUAGAUCAGUCUGGGAAGACGUUGAUGUCAAGUGAAGAUUGUUUGCAACAGUCGGUACUGGAGCGGCCGUUCAUCACGGUACAGUCUACAAAGGUCAUUCUGCAAGCCGGAUGUGAUAAUGAGUGUGCAGCUGAACUGACGAAAGGUAUCAGAACCUCAUUAGUGGACUGCAAGUAAAUACAUUCAUUAUACACAAGUCAAUUUGUGAAAUUCAGAUGAAGUCAUUUCAUUUUUAAAAUAGCUUGACAUUUAUUAGUGUGUUAUUGGAGAACUGGAAUACAAGUACUAAGUGUAGCAUUAUCUGGAUAUUGCACAUAUAAGUGAAGAAUGGAAAUGUGCAACUCUACUCGCAUUCCUCUGAGGAUGCCAAAGAAUCCUGUGCAGGAAAUAAUCGGGAUGCUUUCGUUCUUCAGUGUUCUCGGUACGAUUGGCAACUCUCUCGUCCUGUAUGUAUACACGAAGAAGCGUCACAAACUCGCAUCCACCGUCUUCAUCAUUGCUUUGGCCGCCUCAGACUUCUGGACGUGCGUGUGCGUGAUGCCUUACACGAUGGUCUACGAGAAACUAGUCUACGAGCUGAGGAACGACAUCCUCUGCAAGCUCUAUUUGUUCCUUAUCACGUGCAACGUGCCUUUCUCCGCCUUCAUCAUGGUCGCAAUUGCAGUCGACCGCUUCCUGUGCAUCUGUAAUCCGCAUACGUAUUCGCUAGACGCACGGAGAGCAAAGAUUAUCAUUGUGUUCCUGGCACUGUUUGCCACUGUGUUUGGUAUUAUCACCGCGCUGUCAGCCGGCGUGUAUCAACUUGAGAGGAAAAACCUGCCUGUCACCAGUAUGAACAGCACCCAGGUUACAGACGCCGGACAGUCGGACCUGCUAUCUGAGAUGUGUGUGGGAGGGGAAGCUAACUGCACGGCCAUAGCGACACCUCGUGUGGACAACUGCACCACUGUGCAGGCCGUCAUCUACACUGGAAUCUGCCUGCCAAACGAACUAAUUUUCACGAACCAGUUUCGACAGCUUUACCAGAAGAUUUACGCUGGGAUGUUUCUCGUAUGUUUCCUCGUUGUGUUUGUUCUGUAUAUUCUUAUUUACAAAUUUGUGUUAGAGAGAAGAGCAAAAAGAGAUAAACAAAGAAGAAAAACAAAAUCCUCGUUGUGCCGCGAAACGUCGUUCACGGAGGUGCCGUUGUCCCCCGCAGCAGACGGCGAGAGUCACGGUAACGCGACGAAUAAUUCACGGAAAGUUGCGAUGGAUAAAAAUAACUGCAUUCGUGAAAAAUCGUGGGUAGCCAACAUCCGUACGGCGUUGAUGCUGUUUGUUGUUACAGUGGUGUUUGUGAUAGCAUUUCUACCGUCGUGGUUAAUGGCUCACAGAGUAGUAGACUUUUUACCCCUUGUGUUUUAUACUUAUUUUGCCUACAACGUUUCGAACCCAAUUAUAUAUGCUUUUUUAAAUCCAGCAUUUCGAAAGGAAUUGGAAGACGUGUUUCGGUGUAGAAAGUGUUGUCGCAAUAACUGAUUCAACAAUUCACAAUGUGACAAUACAGAGAAGCGCCAGUCUACAAGACGGUUUAUUUAUGUUUAUUUAAGUAAUAUUUUAUUUCGUUAAUCAAUGAAAUGGAUUGGCAAAAAGGUUGUUGGCGUAUACACAAAUAAAUAUCUCAUAAGAUGAUAUUAAGUAGUAUAAUUAUAUUAACGAUAAAUAUCUCACAAGAUGAUAUUACAUAGUAUAAUUAUUGUAUUAACAAUAAACAUAAAAGACAACAUUACAAUAAGUAUCUCAGAACAUGACAUUACAUAGUAUAAUUGUAUUUAUAAUUAAAAUAAAACAUAAAUUUACAGAAUUGUAAUGUUUUAGCCAUUGUCGCAGAUAUCAUCUUACAUUAAUAGUGUGGUUGUUUACUUUAACUCCAGUUUAUAUAUUGUACGAAGCACGGUACAGAAUUAUAAUAAAGCAUGCAGAUUGUACCUAACAAUAGGAACUCAUUUAUGAUGGUGUUUAAUUGAUCUGUAAUAGUGAUGGUACAAGUUUCUUCUGCUGGAGUAUUUUCCUGUUCUCUCAGUAGAACACUCGACUCGACAACCAAAACUUUGUAUACUAUACGAAAAUCUCAAAUUUGAAAAGAUGAAAAAAAGGUAUUAAAUUCGUUCCAAGAGUUUCGGCAGCCAUCAUGCUUCCUUGUAAGACUCUAUGCUGCAAUUACUAUACGUAUUGUCAGGAUAGAUGUAUACUAAUAGGAUAUUAAACGAGCUUCCAUUUCGUAUCAUGUUUAUGUCCCGAGUGAAAUAAUUUUCAAUUGUAACAAGCUUUAGCGAGUGACAAUGAAAAUUAAUUCACGAGGGACAUAAACAUGAUACGAAAUGGUAGCGAGUUUAAAAUGCUAUUUAUUACCCAUAGUCGAUCUUAAUUAUAUCACUCAUCUCAUUUCGUUGACGUUACUGUAAGGUUGUAAGAUGGAUGAAUUGAUGACAUCAUUGUGUGACGUCAAAAGUGUUACGUCCCACUUUGAUAGUAUGUACCAAGAUAUUUGUAACCAUAUGGGUAAUAAAUGUUUGGUCCCUGACCAAAUAUAUAGGUUUUUGGAAAAGAAAUAAGUUAUGAACAGCAAAGGAAUGUUACAUUGUUCAAAGCUACUUAUACUUUUAUUUUCAUUUUGUCAUUUAUUAUUUUUAUUUUAUUGAUUGUUUUGAUUUUUAUAAACCGUUUUGAAGACAUUUGUAUUUUAAAAUAAGACAUAUUUUGUUGUUAUUUAAUAACUAUUUUCUUUUGGUUUUAUAAAUACUGUAGGCAACGAGACAUUCAACACGUGUGGAGAUACCACUCUGGAAAACGGUAAAGAUGACAAAUAAAACGGUUCCAUUUUCUUUUUCGUUUUAAAUAAAUUGUAGGAUAAAUAAAAUAACUGGUAUCGGCUUUAUCCUGCUUAGGUCAAUUGGAGGAUGCCGCUCGGUAGAUCCUCGCGGCAUUCGCUAUUCUAACCUUCGUAGGUAAGCCAAUAUCUUUAACCAGUUAUUCUCUAUAUAUUAAAGGAAUAUUCUUAAGUUAAGGUAGGUAUCACAUCUAUUGUAAGAUUUAUAGGAUAUUAAACGAGCAUCCAUUUCGUAUCAUGUUUAUGUCCCGACUGAAAUAAUUUACAAUUGACAAUGAAAAUUAUUUCACGAGGGACAUAAACAUGACACGAAAUGGUAGCGAG
This is a messenger RNA of Gigantopelta aegis, 3331 nucleotides long. RefSeq names its product neuropeptide FF receptor 1-like. The record is from RefSeq and is a predicted model, not a curated record. Bases 466 to 1656 code for a protein of 396 amino acids. NCBI's taxonomy places the organism in Eukaryota, Metazoa, Mollusca, Gastropoda, Neomphalida, Peltospiridae. Gene Ontology annotation, biological process: neuropeptide signaling pathway. The transcript has 2 exons. Gene Ontology annotation, cellular component: membrane. Gene Ontology annotation, molecular function: G protein-coupled peptide receptor activity.